ACUGCAAAAAUGUCGAGCUGCACAAAACCUUCCAUUGCAGUGACGUCACUAGCAGAGCGCCCCAUUCGAUUAUUCUAAGGUCUAUUUAUAGCGGAACGAGGCCAACCCGGCUUGUAGGACGACAGAAGUGUUGCAUUUUAUAGUAGAGAAGGUUUUCUUCCCCCCUCCCUCCCACGCUGAAAAGACGAACCCAAUCCACCUGUUGGUUUCAGAGGACGAGGAAGUAAGGUCGAAAAAAAUUCACGCUUCGUCAAGAGGCGUUGUAUUUCAGGAAUUGUGACGUUCGGUAAGACUUUUAUGUUAGUUACAAUGUUGAGAUGGAGUGGUUUAUUUGUGCAUGUGCUGUGCCUGUGUGUGGGACUGAGGUUAACCCUUGGACAGACGACGGCGGCCACGACGCUUUCUACAGCCGUGGCUGGCAGUGUGUGUACGCUGGAAGUCAACCAAACACAAUGCAGCAGUGGUAAAGCUUCUGAUGGAACGUCUAGCUCAAACUGUGACCAAGGAGAGUGGAUUUUGGACGUACAGGCCACAUCGGGCACUACAGUCCAGUUUGGCAGCGACGACGGAUACCAACCCAACUUGGUAUCAAAUACGACAGAAAAUGGAAAUACCACAUUUAAAUACAGUGUCAGCUGCUGUUAUGACGUCAUGCGAGCUGACGAUUCUGACGUCGCGACGUGCAAGAUCAACGUCACCGAACGUUCGACGUUCGCGGGAAGUGUGGGUUUCCCCGAGGACACGUUAGCUCACGUCGCGAUCGGCUGCGGCGGCGGGAUCGUGGUCAUGCUGUGCCUGGUCUUCGCGCUCAACGCCGUGUGCAACAGCGACCAGAAGAACCAGGCCAAGUACAAGGCAGCGCAAGACGCGGAAAGCCAGCAGAGGAAGGUCGAACAGCCGCCACCGCUGAGCCAAGACACGCCCAGAAGGCCGGCGCUAGAUGCUGUGUUCGACACCGGCCAGCGACAAGGCCAGCGGCCAGGCUACAACGACCGCGCCUUGCCGGACCCUCCCCCGCCGGGCUCGCACGGAGGGUACCCCGAUCGCCCCAUGGGAGAUCCUCGGUCGGCCUCGCAGGGAGACCGCGGCGACCGCGCCAUGGCCGAUCCUCGGGAACAGUCGUACGGGCACGACAGACCACCGUACGACGACCGUCGCGGACACGACAACUACGACGACGACCGUCGUGGGCACGACCGACCACCGUACGACAACCCACGCGGGCAAGGCCGACCACCUUACGACGACCCUCGCGGGCACGACAACUACGACGACGACGGCUACGACAACUGGUCCUUUCAACACGACGACUACGAGCGUCCGCGACACCAGUCCCAGUUCGCGCCACCGCCGAGGGAACACCAACGCCAACAGCAGAUGCGUCGCCACACAGAAGCGCCACCCUCCGGACCGCAGCGGUACGACAACCACGGAGAGGCUGCCAGGAACUUCAACGGCCCUUACGACCGCCACGGCCGGUACUCGGAGAUGCCGCAAUACGACAGGGGCAUGCGCGGUGGACCACCCACAGACUUCGACAUGUAUUAGCAAGCUUUGUUCAAGGUCAAGCUCGUCUAUUUGGCAAAAAUCUGAACUUAUGUAGGAAAAAAGCAAUUUUUAAGAUUUCUACGCAUAAUCAGACUACCAUUUUUAACAACUUACACUGACGUGAGUGCAAUGUACUGUUAUAUUAAUUAUGCUAACCAGGAACAAAAUGGCCAGUAUUGAAUUUCCAGCAAAAGAUCUGUGGUAUACCAUGUAUUACUACUAUAAUACUUAUCGUGUAAUAUCCAUUUAUAAAAUCAUAAAGAACGCGAGAACUAUGAAACUCAAGAUUCUACUUAAUGAUGGCGAUUCUAAACGUAUAUUGACUAACUGUGGACUUAAGUUGCAAGUGUGUUCUAAUGUGAAUCUUCAUGAUCAAAGGAAAGGCAAGCUUAGGGCAACAGCAGCAUGUACUGGUACUGUAUGAGAAUAGUAAUUUGUUGUAUUAAACUCAACUGUCAUAUUGAUAUCAUUCACAUAUAUAUUUGGACAUGAUAAUCAUGGCUUUUUGGUUAUUGUAAUCAAGAAUUUCCUGAAUAAAUUAACUUA
Messenger RNA from Branchiostoma belcheri (Belcher's lancelet), 2094 nucleotides. RefSeq lists its product as uncharacterized. The transcript has 2 exons. Lineage: Eukaryota; Metazoa; Chordata; Leptocardii; Amphioxiformes; Branchiostomatidae. Bases 298 to 1548 code for a protein of 416 amino acids. The record is from RefSeq and is a predicted model, not a curated record.